This is a messenger RNA of Paraglomus occultum, 319 nucleotides long. NCBI's taxonomy places the organism in Eukaryota, Fungi, Glomeromycota, Glomeromycetes, Paraglomerales, Paraglomeraceae. The record is from the annotation of a GenBank genome assembly.
AUGACAGGGUCUUCCAUCACUUCUUUAACCAUCUGGUCCGUCAUCUUCUAUUACUUCUUGACUCUGUCAUCUCCUACGCAGAAGCGACGGCCGCCGCUUCCGCAACGUCCGUACUCUCAUGACAGGGUCUUCCAUCACUUCUUCAACCAUCUGGUCCGCCAUCUUCAAUUACAUCUUGACCCUGUCAUCUCCUACGCAGAAGCGACGGCCGCCGCUUCCGCAACGGCCUCUUCUGUCACUUUUUCAAACAUUCAGCUAAUCAUAAGCAAUCAGAGCGUUGGACGAUUGGCUGCUCGUAUCGGAGCUGUGUUCUGGCAUG